Messenger RNA from Galendromus occidentalis (western predatory mite), 1432 nucleotides. Its product is annotated as homeobox protein six1. Gene Ontology annotation, cellular component: transcription regulator complex; nucleus. NCBI's taxonomy places the organism in Eukaryota, Metazoa, Arthropoda, Arachnida, Mesostigmata, Phytoseiidae. The record is from RefSeq and is a predicted model, not a curated record. Gene Ontology annotation, molecular function: DNA-binding transcription factor activity, RNA polymerase II-specific; RNA polymerase II cis-regulatory region sequence-specific DNA binding. Gene Ontology annotation, biological process: regulation of transcription by RNA polymerase II. The coding region runs from base 185 to 1285 and encodes 366 amino acids. The transcript has 4 exons.
UGAUCGCUAUCGGCCAGAGCCUCGACGAGCAGCAGCAGCAGCGACGACGAGGACGAAGACGACCUCGAAAGGGGAACGAACGGGCCAACUGUGAGACAACGUUGUUGCUUUUCUCAGCCACAUACCUAGCUAGCCGGUUAGCCAUUUAGGCUAGCUAGCUAGCGGACGACGAGGAAGAACGGAAAUGACGACCACACCGCCAACGGAUCUCAGCCAGUCCACUCUGACUGGAAACCUUACCAUCACCCCAGCACCCGUUCUUCCGACGUUUGGUUUUACCCAGGAACAGGUCGCGUGCGUUUGUGAAGUGCUACAACAGUCGGGUGAUGUUGAACGAUUAGCGCGAUUUCUAUGGUCUCUCCCCGCUUUGGAAACCCUGCAGAAGAACGAGUCGGUCCUCAAAGCCAAAGCCCUCGUCGCCUUCCACCGAGGGAACUUCAAGGAUCUCUAUAAGAUCCUCGAAUCUCACGCUUUCGCCCCAUCAGCUCAUCCCAAACUUCAAGCGCUCUGGCUCAAAGCUCACUAUAUCGAAGCCGAACGGGUUCGUGGCAGACCUCUGGGCGCUGUCGGGAGGUACAGAAUCCGCAGGAAGUUCCCGUUGCCCCGCACCAUCUGGGACGGGGACGAGACCAGUUAUUGCUUUAAAGAGAAGUCGAGAACCAUCUUGAGAGAUUGGUAUGCUCAUAAUCCUUAUCCCUCACCGCGGGAAAAACGUGAACUCGCCGAGGGAACCGGAUUGACUACUACACAAGUUUCCAACUGGUUCAAAAACCGACGCCAAAGAGACCGGGCAGCCGAGACGAAAGAUGGCCGAGACAGCCAAGCGGGCAAACCGACGAAGAGCGGCUCAUCCGGUGGAAUAUCAAACGCAGAUCCCGAAGACGAAGAAGAAGAGUCUGACAACUCGUGUCUGUCCCCGGAGCCAACGACAGAUCUGCAUACUGCCGUCAAUGAUCUCGUUCAGGGCUCGGCGGCAUCGGACACGCUCAAGAUGCUCCAGGGCUUCAGCCACUACCACCAGCAAACCCAGCAGUACACCAAGCACUCAAUCCAUCACUUGUUUGGUGGUUCUUCGAUGGAUUCAUUGAAAACAGCCGUUGCUUCGUUUGCGUCUUCAGCGCCCGGAGAUGUCAUAACAUCAACCGCAACCCAGCUCGCAGCCCAAUCAUCGCUGCCGUCAGCCGGCUUCAGAUUUGAUUUCGCGGCAGCUGGACUCACGGCAGGCUUAGCAGCCGCUGCCGGAGCUACGGCUCUCCCGCCUGAAUAUCAUCAUCCUUUACUAUGAUGUCAUCCAUGAUCUACGUUGAAAUUCAGGCUAUGGUGCAAAGAUGUUUAAGUAGCCGUUUCGGAGGUUUUUUAAUAUAAUAAGCGAAAGUGAAUGAAACGCUCCUCCACGGAGUAAGUGACCCUAGUCACGUGACCUCGAGAGGUC